AUGACACAGGCGGGCCGAGCCAGCAAGCACCCUGAAGUCCUCGCACCUGAGAAGGAAGAGAGUCUUGUGGUGCAGCACACAUGGACUCCUGAAGACGUGCAAGAACGCCAACGGCAGCAACAGGAGCGGGAAGAACGCCAACGGCAGCAACAGGAGCGGGAAGAACGCCAACGGCAGCAACAGGAGCGGGAAGAACGCCAACGGCAGCAACAGGAGCGGGAAGAACGCCAACGGCAGCAACAGGAGCGGGAAGAACGCCAACGGCAGCAACAGGAGCGGGAAGAACGCCAACGGCAGCAACAGGAGCGGGAAGAACGCCAACGGCAGCAACAGGAGCGGGAAGAACGCCAACGGCAGCAACAGGAGCGGGAAGAACGCCAACGGCAGCAACAGGAGCGGGAAGAACGCCAACGGCAGCAACAGGAGCGGGAAGAACGCCAACGGCAGCAACAGGAGCGGGAAGAACAUCAACGAGAGGGGGCAGGAACAGGCAGAAUACAAACAGGAGCGGCACCAGCAACCUGUGGUGACCCCCACAGAGCCCCACCACCACCUACCACCCUCCGCCCCUCUGUAUACGACCGAGAGCUGCCAGCAGUAAGCGUCGAAGCUGUCGACGACGUAUUCAAUCCCCUCUACUCGCGUUGUUCUCGUAAACGGUGA
Procambarus clarkii (red swamp crayfish) is the source of this 663-nucleotide messenger RNA. The record is from RefSeq and is a predicted model, not a curated record. NCBI's taxonomy places the organism in Eukaryota, Metazoa, Arthropoda, Malacostraca, Decapoda, Cambaridae.